AUGGAACUUGCAAGGCGCGCCGUAACGUUGGUAAGAAGCUUUCGACGAUUACCGUCAUUAGCGAUUCGUACCUUGAGAAAGUGUCUACCACUUGUUCCUAUUUGUCUGUUGCUUCUGAUAGUCUUGAGUUUAUGGAUGACACUGAACGAGAUCAACCGAAAGGUGACUCUACUGGCUUCGUCUUCUGUUCUCAGCGAGCCUGAAACGAACGCUGUUAACUACCUAGACCAAGGCUUCUAUUCACAACAUCAAAUUCUUCGCACAAAAUUACGAACUACUGCCACUUGUCCACCAAAAUCGAUUGUUCUCCUUAUUUUGGUAUCGUCGAAUGUCGGGAAUUUUGAAAGGCGCCAGUUAAUACGGAAAACUUGGGGCGCUGAUCACUCAAUCGAAAGCAAAUGGAAAACAGUUUUUCUAAUGGGAAAGAACAACAUUGAGAGAGAAAUGGAAAACGCUACGGCUGAGGCCAGAGUAUUCGGCGACAUCAUACAAAGCGAUUACCAAGAACACUUUUGGAACAUGAGUUACAAAGUUGCGAUGGGAUUCGAAUGGGCGGUCAAAUAUUGCAAUUUUUAUUUCAUUCUUAAAGCAGAUGACGAUGUAUUUGUAAAUACUCUCGGUCUGGUGAAUUUUCUAACUAAACAUACAACGCCCAUGAUUAAAUUAUACACUGGUAAUAUCAUGGUUGGCAGUCCUGUUUUGAGAAAUGGAAGAUAUGGUGUUACUCCCGAGGAAUACAAUGAAACCGUUUAUAAGCCAUAUUGUAGCGGAGGAGGUUAUGUUUUGUCACGCGACGUGGUGGAAAAGUUAUUGUGGUAUUUUGACGUUUUAAGGCCUCUUAAAAUCGACGAUGCGUACAUCGGAAUAUUAGCAGCAAAAGCCGGAGUUAAAGUGACUCAUAAUGAACACUUUCGCAUGUACGAGAACAAAUGUGAAUACAGAGAAACUACUUUGGUGCAGCAUCCAGCGCGAGGAGACUGCGUGAUAAUGCUUUACCACAGAAUGAUAGGCUGGAAAAGCAAGAUGAAACAAAAUGAAUAG
Messenger RNA from Pocillopora meandrina, 1041 nucleotides. NCBI's taxonomy places the organism in Eukaryota, Metazoa, Cnidaria, Anthozoa, Scleractinia, Pocilloporidae. The record is from the annotation of a GenBank genome assembly.